This is a messenger RNA of Lottia gigantea (owl limpet), 189 nucleotides long. RefSeq lists its product as hypothetical. The annotation marks the transcript as partial. The transcript has a single exon. Lineage: Eukaryota; Metazoa; Mollusca; Gastropoda; Lottiidae. Gene Ontology annotation, cellular component: mitochondrial small ribosomal subunit. Gene Ontology annotation, molecular function: structural constituent of ribosome. The record is from RefSeq and is a predicted model, not a curated record.
UUUGAAGAACAUGUUUUCCUAGAAACUGAGAUCAAGGAUUUUCCCCGAAAAGGACCCAUUAGACAUUUUAUAGAAUUAGUUGCUGUGGGUUUAUCAAGAAAUCCUCAUAUUAGUGCCAAGAGUAAGAGAAAUCAUAUCAACUGGUUUAGAGAAUAUUUUAAAUCCAAGAGUAAAGUGUUGGAAGAGUCU